AUGGGAGGGGAGUGUAAGGGUGGAGCUCGGUUUGAAGGGGCGGAAUGGCGUGAUGGAGUGGGGUUGAGGGGGGAAGGGAUGGGGUGGUGUGGUGAGGGUGAGGAGCGGUGUGUAUUGGGCAGCAGUACACACGGCAAUAGAGACUGUCAUGACUGGCGGCACAGCCGUGAUGGAUCACCUGUGAGUAUACCUCUCUACCCUUCUCCACCCCUCUCUGCCACUCUUCCCUCCCCCUCUGCUGCUGCUCCACGCCUCUCCAAGCCUCUCCACUCCUCUCCGAUACUUCUGCACCGCAUUAAAACGUACAUCCGAGACCUAUCAGACCUCGAGGCAGCAGUGCGGGCAUACAAGCACGUUGGCAUUCGAGCCUUCAUUGCCCCUAUGCUGGGCGAUUUAGACGUCUCAAACUACUUCCCCUUGGUGCCGGACGCCUGCGAGCGCAACGAGAGGGCGAGGCAGGACGGGGUGUGCCCGGGCGCCAUGGGUACUGACGGUUAUUUCAGGGAGCAACUGGCUGAGCGGCAGGAGGCCAACACCGAGAGGGUCCUUACCCUCUGGAGGGAAGCUGUGCAGAAGUUUCACGACCCAGAGGGCGGCAUCAACAUUGUGAUUGGUCCCGUGCAGAACUGGGGUGCUUCUGACGAGCUGAUCCGGAGGGCAGUGGACAUCCGAAAGGAGUUUGGGCUGUGCGGUCACAUCCACUUGCUGGAAUCACGGAUGCAAAAGCUGCAGAGCCGAUCGCGCUACCCGGACGGCGGGUGUGUGAAGCUUCUGAAAGACAUCGGAUGGCUGUCCCUCCGUGGGACCUCCUGUGCGCACUGCGUGUGGCUGGAGGACGAGGAGCAAGCAAUCAUGGCGGAGUGUGGCGCAGUGGCCGUGCACAACCCCGUCUCCAACCUUCGCCUCGGCUCGGGCGUUGCUCCCAUAAGAGCGUACCUCGAUAAGGGCAUAACCGUGGCUAUCGGGUGCGACGGGCAGUGCUCCAACGACUCUCAGGACAUGCUUGAAGCCGUGAAGAUGGCGUGCAUUGUCAACCCUCUCACAACCCCUGAGUAUCGCCACUGGUUGUCCCCGAGGGAGGUGCUCAGAAUGGCAGCAGAGGGAGGGGCGGUCGCAGUGGGCAUGAAAGGGCGGGCGGGUCAAAUCAAGCCCGGCUACGUGGCGGAUGCUGUGCUGGUGGACCUGACUGCCCUCUCCAUGCUGCCUCGAGCCGACCCUGUGGGGCAACUGGUGCUCACCAGACAAAGCCGACCCUGUGGGGCAACUGGUGCUCACCAGACAAAGGUGAGAGGGCAUGGGCGGGUGAGUGAGGUGGCUUGGGUGGAUGAGGCUGUGGUGGAGAGGCAGCAUAGAGGCAGCAUAGAGGCAGCAUAG
Messenger RNA from Closterium sp. NIES-65, 1374 nucleotides. NCBI's taxonomy places the organism in Eukaryota, Viridiplantae, Streptophyta, Zygnematophyceae, Desmidiales, Closteriaceae. The record is from the annotation of a GenBank genome assembly.